UCCAGUUAUUCUGCAAACUGCAAGAAACGAUAUCGAUUAUUGCCCACCUCUAUAUUGCAUUUGUUUACAAAAAAUUGCUAUGAAUCCAUUGGAUAAAAUUCACGCUCUAGACGAAAUAGAGAAAGAAAUCAUUCUCUGCAUGCAGAGUGCGGGACAAGCUCUGCAAGAACUUGGCAAAGAAAAAUCGUCGCAGAAAAAUGCCGAAACGCAGUCGCAGCAAUUUCUCAAGAGUUUGUCCAGUGUGGAAUCAAAACUUUCGGAACAAAUAAACUACCUCACACAGGUGUCCACCGGACAGCCGCACGAGGGUUCUGGCUACGCCUCAGCCAAGGUGCUGCAAAUGGCCUGGCACCGCAUCCAGCACGCCCGAUCGCGAGUUCGUGAGCUGGAGGAGACGAAAGCCAAGCACUCGCAUGCCGCCAGGCAACAGCAGAAGCGACAGCAAGAACAUGCCGCCGCCCAGCAGCAGCAACAACAGCAGGCUGCAGCAGCCGUUGCCCAGCAGCAGCAACAACAGCAACAGGCUGGCGGAGGCGUGGGUGUCUCACCGGGUGGCGACACUGGAGUUGGACAUGUCAUAGGUGGCGAUACAUCUGCUGGAAUGUCCACUAACUGAAUAAACAAUUAAAUGUCUAGGAUUAAAAUAGGAAUGCAUGUACUCCGAGGUUAGUUCGGAGAACCAGAAACCAGAUCGGGCAUUUAUCUGAUUAUGCUCGUAAGGCGUACAAUCAUAUUAAUGAAAUACGAACAGUUUUACACACAUCAACUCUCUCGAGCGUUUUAUUCAAUUUAUAUGUACAUAUUUCAAAUUUGAAACAUGUGUAAAUGUUGCCGCGGUUGUCCGCUUUCAGCUGCAAUGAAGAAGUUCGCCAUAUGGAACGUGAUCUUUGGCCUACUCUCGAUGAAUUGGGCAUAUAGAAUAAUGACGACGUCAGGUAAAUAAUGGCAAUAAAGACAUACUUAAACGGACUGGGAUAAUCCCCUGUGCAUGCUUCAAAAGGCGAACAUUUUUUUAUUGCUGGAUGUGUGCAUAUGGUUGGCGCCGCCUUACUAAUAAUCUCGGGAAUAUUGAUCCGCGUUGGCAUAGUAAAA
Drosophila obscura is the source of this 1092-nucleotide messenger RNA. RefSeq names its product mediator of RNA polymerase II transcription subunit 11 (gene MED11). Lineage: Eukaryota; Metazoa; Arthropoda; Insecta; Diptera; Drosophilidae. Gene Ontology annotation, molecular function: transcription coregulator activity. The record is from RefSeq and is a predicted model, not a curated record. The coding region runs from base 80 to 616 and encodes 178 amino acids. Gene Ontology annotation, biological process: regulation of transcription by RNA polymerase II. The transcript is spliced from 2 exons. Gene Ontology annotation, cellular component: mediator complex.